AUGGACUUCGAUCAAUUUCUUCAAUAUAUUGUUAUAUCGUUUCUCUGUCGGGAUCCAGACACUGGCAAGCUUCAUACAGUUAAUUCAACAUGGCCGUCAAGCACCUUCUGCGGCAACUAUCAUUGUAAACUUCGAAAGAAAAAUAUGACUGAAAAUGAUUUGGAGCCCGUGAGACAAAUUAAUUUUACAAAUUUCGAUAAAGAUACCGAUAUACCUAAAAUUGAAUUACUUCUAAAUGACGAUGACUAUCUACGAAAAAAUAAAAAUAUUAAUGUAAUAGGUAUUAACCCAGCAACAGAUCCAAAGACUAAUUUAACGCCUGGAAAAUUACCUUCUAAAUCUGGAAAUGGUGACAGAUACUUGACAGAUAGUGAAAUCAAAACGAUAUCGGCAAUAUUGCAUACAGUGAAAAAAAGUGACUUGGAAGCAAUAGUGGAAAUUUAUCAAUUGGCUCAAAAUAUUUACGAUGAAAUUGAUAAAACCAACCCCGAGGUCUUAAUACAAGAAACUGUAAAUGACUUAAACUUAAAAAUUCCCACGACAAUCAAAGGCAAACUGUUGAAUGCGGAUGAAACGAAACAUGUUUCUUACUGGUACGAUCCCAUUUCAAAUAAUAAUAAACCCCAAUCACUACAUAUUGUAAAACCGAAUUCUAAAUCGAACGGUAAGGUGUUUAAAACUGAAAAGCUAACAACAGUAAAGUCCAUAAAUCCGCCAAAUGAUUUCGGAAGAACAAUCAGUUAUUUCGACGGAGCUCUAACAACAAAAGAUUUUGGUAGAUUACCUUAUUAUUAUCCUUUAUCAUUAUUCCAAAGAGCUUCAUCUUAUAUACAUCAACCUUUAGUUGUUUCUAAUACACCGUACGUGUCUACUACAGAUAGGAAUAAAAUAACUCGAACGACUCAAACACCGGCUGCAAAAUACAAUAGAGGUCAAAAACCGGCUAUAUACUUACCAUAUCCAUUUUUCAACGUACCCCACAAUUACAAUUUGACGUCCCCUAAAACUUUGUACCACAGUAAGAAUUACGUUGAUCGCUAUGAAAUGAGUUUGGAUAAAGCCAAAGAGCAAAGCAAAAAUGUUGUUUUAAUAAACCCUGAUUUAGAAAAUAUACAGGAACUUGGUGUAAAACGCGAGAAACUGGGAAGAAGUAUAUCGAAGAUAAUGAAACCCGAUAAGAGCAAAGAACAGAAAACUACUCAUGAUUGGCAAACUGAUCCAAUAUCUAGAACGAUUUUAGACGAAGUGAGAGCGCAUUUGGAUAAGACGAGGUUCCUCAAGCCCUUGUCUUUAAGAAAGAAAAUAAAACUGGAGAAGGUAGGGAGAGUGGUCAAAUUAGAUGAGUCUAAUAAGAGAAAUAAGAGGAGUUCUAAGGUGAAGGAUGAAGCGGCGGAUUUAGAGUUUUAUGAAGUUUAUCUUGAUAAAACUACAUGCAAAUCAGAUUAUUCUAUCCCUGGAUUCUUCAGAUACGGUAAUUUAAGUCAACCAUUUCCCCAAUGUUGCCCACAAAGAAUAAAAGAUUAA
This is a messenger RNA of Arctia plantaginis, 1524 nucleotides long. NCBI's taxonomy places the organism in Eukaryota, Metazoa, Arthropoda, Insecta, Lepidoptera, Erebidae. The record is from the annotation of a GenBank genome assembly.